AACAAACAUGGCCGCUAAAUCUGAUGGUACACUCGUUUCUCGGCGAAAUGAAACACCACCCGAGUGCCCGUGUGUUCCAGACCAGCGUUCCUCCCAGUGCCGUCCCGCUGGGAGACGCUACUCUCUCCUCGAUUGCUGCUGGACGUUGUGUGCCCUUUUGGUAUUCUUUUCGGACGGCGCAUCUGACCUGUGGCUGGCCGCGGACUACUACCUCAGGCGAGACUACUGGUGGUUUGCACUGACACUGGUCUUUGUGGUGGUUCCAUCUCUGGUUGUACAGGUGCUGAGUUUUAAAUGGUUCGCCUAUGAUUACUCGGACACCGUGGAGAGUGGCACCGCAGCAGCCGCGGUGGUGGCAGCAUCGGGCGCGGAGAGUAAUUUCAGCACUAAGGACAGCGACCGACAGCGGGGCGCUGGCCGCACUGCUGCGGUCGGGGUAACAACUGCCACGGGCACCAGGGGAGGUGCCCAAGGCUGCUGCAGAGUUUUAAUGUGGUUCUUUCAAUCUAUCGUGCAUAUCUUCCAGCUUGCCCAAGUUUGGAGGUAUGUCCAUGCUCUCUACUUGGGGGUGCAGAGUCGCUGGCGUGGUGACCACGAGCGCCGCCACUUCUACUGGCGCAUGAUGUUUGACAGUGCUGACAUCAGCAUGCUGCGACUGCUGGAAUCCUUCCUGAAGAGCGCCCCCCAGCUGGUGUUGCAGCUCAGUAUCAUGAUCCAGGCCAGUCAGGUCCUCCCCCUCCAGGGUCUCUCUGCCUCAGCCUCAUUGGUGUCUUUAGCCUGGAUGAUUGCCUCUUAUCAGAAGGUUUUGAGGGACUCCAGAGAUGACAAGUUGCCAAUGUCCUACAAGGCAGUCACCGUACAAAUUCUCUGGCACCUGUUCACCAUUGGCGCUCGCACAAUGGCCUUUGCAUUGUUUGCCUCUGUGUUCCAGCUUUACUUUGGGAUCUUCAUUGUGGCCCAUUGGUGCAUAAUGACUUUUUGGAUCAUCCAAGGCGAAACAGACUUCUGCAUGUCCAAAUGGGAGGAGAUCAUCUAUAACAUGAUGGUGGGCAUUGUGUAUGUGUUCUGCUGGUUUAGCGUGAAAGAAGGACGAACACGCUGCCGACUAUUCAUCUACAGCAUGGCUGUCUUUGUAGAGAAUGUGGUGCUCACCACAAUUUGGUACCUGUAUCGUGGCCAGCUCACCUCAGACUUUUAUGCUGUGAUCUUGGUAUGUAUUGUAGCCAGCAGCUAUGCUUUGGGAACCUUCUUUAUGUUUGUAUACUACUGUCUGUUACACCCUGAUGGCCCUAUCUCAGGUUGGGGCUUUGUGGUGGAGGAGGAGGUGGUUGUGGGGUCCUGUGCCUCCCCGACCUCCACUCUCCCACCUGAUGUUGUGAGCAGCCCCCCCAGGACCCUCCAGAGAACUAAAGGGGGUGACCGAGAGGGGACAGGUGUUGAUGGGGAUGUGUUUCAGGUACGGGCGCUCAGGGCGGCCCCAGCUGCUCUUCCCAGUCUCGCCCCCUGGUCUGAAGGGCCAGUCAUACGCAUCGACCUGCCCAGGAAGAAGUACCCUGCUUGGGAUGCCCACUUCAUCGACCGCCGGCUACGCAAAACAAUAUUGGUGCUCGAAAGUGCUGCUCCAGUCACGCCAAGGAUCCAGUACCGCUGUCUAGGCUCACCCAAGGAGGUGAUGGAGUAUGAAACCACUGUGUGACAUGGAGGCACAACCACCAUGCCUGGUGUAGCACACCACCUUGCGUGCCAGUCUACCCCAGAGUGGCACACUAAUGAUACUCCCAGAGGAUCAGUUCUGCUCCAGUUCCUGUCACUGUCACUCUGUAAUGUCCAGGGCUACACUGACAGAGAGAGAAAGGAGGUGUAGAGAGAACUUUUCUACAACUACAUCCCAAAACCCUCUAUUGCGUGAGGUGAGGUGUAUAUUUGGGUUCCGGUAUCAUAUCUCAGGUAAUGGGAUGGUACAAGUAGAUAAUGGGAAGGGUUCAAAGUUCAGCAGGAAGAUUCAAUGGCUAAUAACCCUUUAAAGGGACAUGGACCGAAGUUGAGCUGUGUGGUCAUCAAUCAGAGGUACAGUAUCCUAAAUGAGGGUGCUUAAAAAUGUCCUCCUAAGGCAAAUACCAUCAGAGACUAUUCUUAAACAUGUAUGAAUUCCCAUGGCACCUGGUAUUAUCACAAGGACCAGCAGGAACAAAAUAAUCAUCUGGAGAUGUGUAUACUAUCUGUGUAAAUGAUAAUCUGAGACAACAUUCUGUGGUAAACCUGCCUAUAUAAAACCACUCUCUCUGCCUUGUGUAAUUUCCCAUAGUUGUUCAUACAUGUCUUAUAUAUUCUCAGAUAAAGCCUUAACAAGUUUGAAAAACAGUUUUAGAAAUGAGGAAACUGAAGCGUUGAAUGUAACUUAUAAUUCUAAGAAAACAUUUUCAACAUGUUGCUGUAAUAUUAUUACAACACAAGUUGUGAUUUAAAGACAAUUUGUGUAAUACUGUAUGUGUUUAAUUUACAACCAAUUGUUGUUUUUACGAUACUAUCAGUACUACUCCUUAUCGUGUCCAUGCAAAGGAAACAUGAUUAUUUCCAUUAUAUUUAAAGUUUGUAAUUAAUUUACAUAACACAUUCACAAAGAGCCAAAUCAAUUCUCAUAAUGCGUUAAUGCGACACUAAAAUUAACUGAUAACUUGAUAAGCAUUGAUCUAUGUGUAAAUGUAAAUGAGGAUACAUGAAAAGUAGACAUUUUAAGUGCAAUGACUGUCCUGCGGCCAGAUUCUCUCUCUGUAGAAACAUUUUGGCUGAUGAUAGCAAAUAAUUCUUCUGAUCAACAGAAUAGUGGGAAUGGGCCUGUGCUAUUUCUUUAUUUAAAAACUUGGAUUCAUUCCUACUCAACGGUGAUCAACAAGGUUGAAACAGAGAGCAUAUCUGGAACUGAUUUGAUCAUUUCUAUCUGGAACUGAUUUAACCCUUUCUGGAACUGAAAUUGUGUGUGUGUAUGGAAGUGUGAGUGAGCAUAGAAGUGUGAGUAUGCAUAUGUUAUGUUAUUGUAUGUUGGAGUUCAUUUGAUUUGUGUAACUAAAAUAUGAAACAUUUUGUCUGAAUUUUUUGUUUGUUUACGCUGAGAUUAAUAGAUUCUCAGCAACAAUGUAAACAUAGUACAAGGAAAUACAUAGGCUCGAUGAUGGUGCUAAGUGUCCAGACCACCGUUUACCUUGCUCAAUAUUCUGUCUGAAGGAUAAGCGACUGAGCUGUACCUCAAACACAUUGAAUCAAAGCCUUAAACUGGUCAUGCCAGACUGUUGCUGUUCUCAGCACAAUAAAAAAGAGAAAAUG
Messenger RNA from Osmerus eperlanus (European smelt), 3321 nucleotides. It is a transcript of the gene xkr7a, whose product is annotated as XK related 7a. The record is from RefSeq and is a predicted model, not a curated record. Gene Ontology annotation, cellular component: plasma membrane. NCBI's taxonomy places the organism in Eukaryota, Metazoa, Chordata, Actinopteri, Osmeriformes, Osmeridae. The transcript has 3 exons. The coding region runs from base 8 to 1696 and encodes 562 amino acids. Gene Ontology annotation, biological process: apoptotic process involved in development; phosphatidylserine exposure on apoptotic cell surface; engulfment of apoptotic cell.